AUGGACCUCCUCGCCGACUCCACGCGACCAUUCCAUGUAGAACCGUCUGGGAAUCGCUCUGCUGCUUCUCCCAAGAGAUCCCCUUCGUUCUCAUCAGCUCGGCCCAGAAGCCGUGAACGUGCCGCCCCGCCCCUCUCUCACAAUGCCCUCAGCUCGAGACCUGUGACUUCUGCCGACACCCAGGGGGGUAAUCUCAAUCGCUGGUCGAAGUCCACGAACUCCAGCACUAUCAGCCACGCGCAUAAGCGUUCAAAUUCAUCUGCGAGACGGAUGUCGCUAGGUGCUGGAUUGUCGUUCCUGGAUACAUCAUCCCCGCCUCGGAAGUUGCAGAAACCACACCCCUCGACAACAGCCUCCCCCACCUCUCAGAUCAAAGUCACUCGGCCGGCAUUUGACCCCCCUGCGAUAUCUCUCCCUCCAAUCAAUACUUUACCGAGUCUGCAGACGUCCCUGAUGAACAAUUCCUCUCCCCUGACUGGACCUACUACUCCAUCGCCUUCCACCGCCCAAAUACUUUCGGCUGCCGCUCGAUCUGUAGACUACUUCGGAAAAGGCUGGGAAGAUUCGUCGUUGGGGCCUAGAGACUUUUCGCACAGGAGAUCGCCUUCGACGUCUCGAUCUGCGAAUUUUGGACCAUCGCCAGUUCUCCAGUCUGCAUUCUCGACAGACAGUAGACGUCAAUUCGGGGAAGAAGAGGAAGAAAGACCGCGGUCCAGGGGCCACUCACGGCACCGUUCACAAACCAAAGGCAGCUCCUCUUCAAAUCGAAGUUCUAAACAACCUUCCCAGAAAGCCAUGCUUUCAAAAGCUCUGCAGAAAGCUAACACAGCUGUACUUCUCGACAAUGCGCAGAAUUUCGAGGGGGCCAUGCAGGCCUACUCCGAGGCCUGUACUUUACUCCAACAGGUAAUGCUACGAAGUUCUGGAGACGACGAUAGGCGAAAAUUGGAAGCAAUCCGAAAUACGUAUACGAGCCGCAUCAGUGAGCUGAAAAAGAUCGCUCCUCAUCUAGAAGACGACGGCAAGGCUUUACCUGCUCGGCCCGAGAGUGAUGGAAGGAGGAGUAGGGAGGAUCAGGUUCAUGAUUUGGAUGAGGAUGAAGAGCAAGUCAUUAUUGAGACGGCAACGGUUACCAGAAUCGUGAAUGACCCUUCUUACAUCACAGAACCCCCACAGAGCAGAUCAAUAUCAGCCUCGCAGCUACCUCAGCGCAGGGAAUCACUACUGCAAUCGGGAUUAGACACCUUGCAGUACAGGCCCAAGAAUCCUUCCGAUUUAUACGGACGGUCGUACUCUAAAUCGCCGAUGAGAGAGCGAGUCACAGAGACUGAUGUACAACUUGGGCCGCCAAUGGAGAGCAUGUACAUGCCGCCUCCACUCUCACCUCGACGUCCGGCUUCGCCAUUGACUCUCGCCCCUCAACUGAAUCACCAGGGACAACAAUCCGCCGAUCUUCUGAAUACUACCCAUUCAGGAGUAUCUCCAGCAAAAGGCCACAAUAGAGUACCCAGUAAUGAAUCUAUGUCGUGGCUAGAUACCAUAGAUGAAUCUGGUGAUUCCGCCGCCUCAUCUGUUCAUUCCAGAUCAUCAUCGUUGAGGUUGCGACGAAAAUAUAUCCGAGCCCCAAAUGGCGCCACGGGGACGGAAUUUGAUACGGCCUUAGACGCAGCAAUUGAGGCUGCCUAUGAUGAGGGCUUUGAGCCAAUGGAUCCUGCAGAGCCCACUCGGUAUGACUUUGAUGAUGAUGACGAAAUCGUUGCCAACGUUAGACGGAAGGUAGAAUUGGCGAAAGAAAGGGUACGCCAGUCAGAACGUGAAGCAGCCAUUCACACCGCGCGCGACAAAGAACGAAAACGAUUGCUACAGAAGAAGCAAGAACAAUUGAACGGCCUUGAUGACGACUAUGAAGGGAAUGAAUCGGAGGAAGAAGAACGCAUGCUGGAAGAGAUGACAAGGGGUUAUGUGAUGGAUGACUUCGAAUUUGGCUUACAAUCAAAAUCAGCCCUGCCUCGGGAAUCCGAUUCGAGUGGCUUUUCCGGUAGGACGUGGAACAGCUCGAUAGGAUCAAACCCCACUACAGCAGGAACGUCACUUUCGACUGUCACUGAAGCAUCGAUGCUCCCUCAAUUGCCUGCAUUGCAAUCUAAGACACCUCCACCUAUGCACCCUCCGCCUCUCCAAGCUCUACCACCUCCCCCCAGCCAGGGAAACCAGCCACCGCCAAUUCCGGUCUCAAACUCACAAGGGGUCCGAAGCAGGCGUCUUUCAGGACAAAAUGCGAAACAACUCAAGAUUGAGACAACAACUAGGAUGCCAAGUAGCCAGGCUCCUCCUUCGAUGCUGCCACCACGGCUACCUAAUAGCACUGAUCACAACCACCCUAAGACUGCUGACCUGCCCCAACAGCGGCAGCCCAUGGCUGUGGUACCAGGUCGACCGGCUAUACCCCAAUCCGCACGACAAGCUUCGUCUCCCUUUCCUGGCGCAACAAGUCCAAUUGAGGUUCUUUCGCGUCCUACGCCAACUCUACACCAAACCUUCACCAACGAGAGUGACCAGUUGCCUCGAUCUGGCUCACCAGGCCGUGGCCAGUCAAGAGGCGGACUGCGAAAGAAUUUCUCUUCAUCAAGCUUGAAAAAUAUGAAGAGCCGAAAUUUAUCAGUCUCCAAUGUUGAUGACGGCGGGUCUGACCUGUCACCAAAUACACCACUGAGUUCCCAAUUCAUUGGAAGGGAUCCGAGUGGGAAGUUACCUGCUAUGCCUACGUUGCCAACUCCAAUUGCAGCCGCUUUUAAGGAUAAAUUGAAUGGAAUGCCUGCAGGCGGAAUGUACCUGUUCAACAGUGAUAUCCAUUCCCCGGAGAGCCCAGGGUCGCCUAGUCCUCUAAGUGCCGGGGCACCGAUACCGCUCGAACCAUGCCCAACUGAAUUCCUUCUCCGACCAUUCUGGCUCAUGCGAGCUCUGUAUCAAACAAUCGCGCACCCUCGAGGUGGAUACUUGUCCACCAAACUCUUUAUUCCAAGAGAUGUGUGGCGGGUGAAAGGUGUCAAGAUUAAGGGGUUGGAAGACAAAAUUGCAAAUUGUGAUUUCCUCACAGCGGCACUGAUGAAGCUUGCACAAGUGGAUACUUUUGAUGCCGACGCUGUUCUUGAAGAGAUGCAAUCUCUGGAGGGUGUGCUUGAACAAGUGCAAGCGACGUUGACGAAGAAACUUGGAAAUGAGGUCGGCGUUCAAGGCUCUGGAGGUAUGUUCAAGGAUGCCUCCACUGGAGGAGAAUCGGAGACAAGCAACGUAACCUCGAAAUCGGGCAGCAUGUCGAGCAAAUCCUCCUCGUUUUCUUGGAGGAGAUUGAGAUCAAAAAAUUCUGGAGUUGGCCUCUCUAACGCUUACUCAAACAAAACGCCUGUGGACGGGCCAAGGGAGGGACUGACAAUGGCAACAUUGCCAAUGACCUCGACGUCGGUUGCCAAGGUUCGCUUUGCAAAGAGGGACGUUACACAGCUCCAGUUUUCUGGCCCCAAUGCGAACUACAUGAGUGCGUUGGCAAGGCUUUUCGACGCUGCACAAACUUUAGACCAAAUCGCACGCCAAGUCGAAGACCCAGGCCUCAGACAUGCAGACAAGACGCAAGUUGGGCUCGAAUUAUGUACACGUCAUGCUGCCGAAUUCUUCGGUUUUUACAUAUGCCGGUUUGUGUUGACGGACGUUGGGAUGCUUUUGGAUAAGUUCUUGAAACGAGGAACCGAAUGGGUGAUGCUAUGA
Messenger RNA from Cadophora gregata, 3762 nucleotides. RefSeq lists its product as uncharacterized. The record is from RefSeq and is a predicted model, not a curated record. Lineage: Eukaryota; Fungi; Ascomycota; Leotiomycetes; Helotiales; Ploettnerulaceae. Bases 1 to 3762 code for a protein of 1253 amino acids. The transcript is spliced from 3 exons.